AACUUCGGUAACACUUCCUUUCCUCUUCUGCGGUUGGCGAGGUGCGUGGGAGGAUUUUGAGAAACAUAUUUGUCUCGCUGUCCCUACUGGUACAUUUUCGUCAGCCCCUGGGAUCAUGCUAGCGCAACAUCGGACUUCGUCGUCAUCAGUAGCUCUGCGUGACAGCACCACAUCUAGCGUCUUUUCAACUUAAGGCUUCUCCUCACUUAUAUACUUUCUUAUGUGUAUAAUCUAUAGGGACGACGAUCUCUCUCUUGCGAUCAUUUCCCUACAGGGAUGCAGCAUUGGGGGAGUGGUCUCUAAUCAACUGUCGCAGGAGAAACGACCAGUCGUGCGAGUAUCUAUCACGCCGACGAGCGAAGACAUUACAGCUCUGAGGAGGUGUUGGUAUCUCGACGUGCGCUUUUGGAUAGAAUAGAGAUGGUAGAGAAUUUUGCCCAAGAGUUAGAGGAUCGGGCGAGUGUCUUCGGCGUCGAAGUCGGCAGCGAUCAGGGUCCGAAAAGUGUCUUUUCAACUGCCAAGAAGGAAGACGGGCCAACUACAGGGACGAGAACGCCAGGAGCUGCUGCUGCAGACGUCGGCGAAGAGUUGACCCGCAUACGCCGCUCUUGUCGCAGCACGAUGGACCUGCUGUCUGCGCGGGAGAAGGAGAUAGAGCAAUCUGCAUUAGAAGCUGAGAUGAGGAAGGCAGAACUCGAUAUCGAGAUAGCUGAGGUUCGUCGGAUGAAGGAAGACCUAGAAAAAAAAGCGGCUGAUCUUGAGAGGAGGGAGAUGAUCAUGUUGAGAUCGAGUGCAGAGCACCAAGAAGAAAGGGAUGAUCUUCUUGUCGUCGAAGUAGAUGAAAUGGGAGGAAGUACAAGAAAGAACCAAAGAGGAGGACAAGUAGCAGCACAGCAGAGGAUAAGCCGGGAAGUAGACAUGGUAGAGGACAGUGAUUAUGAAUCUCUGUUGGUAGUACCGCAAGCGCAAACCAAGAUCCCCGCUUCCCUUGUAGCAGAAGCCUCAGCAGCACUAUCCAAAUCUAGCACCGCCAGUUCUAGGAGACGAGAAGAGGCAAAUAAGGCACUACAAGUACAACAGGCCUCAUAUUUGAAAAUUACUACGACUCCAACAUUGAGUAAAAGAACUCCUUCAACAUCUUCCAAACAAACGGGAAGCACCAAAAAGGCUCCGAACAAUCCCUUCAGGAGAAGGAGUAGUGAGGAUGCGCCAGCGGCUAAGGCCGCUGAAAAGCCUGACCGCAUUAAGAACGUCGACAAAGACCGCAUUAAGAAUGACAACGACUACGAAGUAGAUGCAGUUGCAGACGGUUACAACGAUGAAAAAAGUGUUAAUAUCGACGACGUGGAUGAAUUUGGAGGAGCAGUAUUGGAGCACAAGCACAACGAAGAAGAUGGCGUUGACCAAGAGGAUUCCGCUAGCCAUCUUGCUGGAGAAGAUGAACAACAAGGGCCUCCUCAGUAUCAGCAAGUCAUUACAAUAGAAGAAGACCAAGAAGAACUGCAAAUAAGUCCGAAACCAAAUACAACUACGCUAGGACUAGGACGCGGUGGUGGACUCACCAGCAACAAAAUGAAGCAACGACAUCAACAAGGCGAACGCGAAGGCGAAGGGUCUUUUAAGUGUAGGCUAAAGGUGUUCCUGUUGCCGUUUGUUUUGCCUCUCCCAAGGGAGAAAGGCAGAAGGUCACGGGAAACAGAAACGCUAAGGCUCUACCUCUAAGAAGUCUUUACAGAUUCAUUGGGGUGUGCGAGUACUCGAUGAAAAACUGCUCUCUUCGAACGGUGCAGCGUCCUCAUCCGCUUCGUUUUCCUCGAGUAGAGACACUAGCAAUAGCAAAGGUCGUUAUGGAGGUGGUGGCGGUGGUGACCAGGGUGUUAUGGGUGCUGGUGCUAAAAGUGGUGUCGGUAGCACGGGUGUCUCUCUAGGUCUCGGAGGUCAUGGUGGAGGACCACGUUCUAAUGCUUCUGGUGUUCCCAAAGGACCGACAAGCACUGUGGUUUUGCAACAGCCUCCACCAUUCAACAUCAACAUUGGCCAGCCUCUUUCUUUCGUACCACAAGCACGCAUUCCCACGCCCGAUAAGAAAACGAAUCCGCACACAACUUCUGCUGGCUCCAGAAGUAAUGCAUCAACUGCAGUUUCUGGACGAAAUGGAACAGGUGCAUCUUAUUUGGGUCUUUCCCCACCUACCAGAAUUACAGACUCUCUACGCGAAAUGAUCUCCCAAUCGUCUGCUCAGCAAGCGGCGUACUACCGACAGCACCCGACAAGCAGCGUACAAUCAGGAGAGCGCUACCUUCCUGAAGCCAAGUUAGAGCAUGUCCUCAAAGUGCCAGCUAGCCUUGAACCCCCGAAGUUCAUAGGACAUGACUGGAUAGAUCCUCAGUCGCAAAAGCCUCGCUCCCUAUCUCCUUUCGCAACAUCCGUGGCAGCUGAGAGGAAAAAGAGCAUGCUAGGACAUAUCGAAGCAGAAAGACAAAGUAUGGAAACAAGGAUGAAGAGAAUUAUUUCAACAAGUAGUUGUAGUCCUCCUCCCCCCGGUGGUAGGGACGAAAGGGGUACAGGAGGUACGAGCCGCGACAGGAGUCGUGCUGACACCUCCAACCAGAAAGCAACAGAGGAAAAGCAACAGGAAAGCGCUGAUGCUCCUCAAAAAUCCGAUGACAAAGUACUACAUGGAGCACCCAGAGAACAAGAUGGUUUAUCAAGAACAACUCCAGCCACCCAGCCCUCUUCAAAGCUUCUGAAAGCAGAGCUUCCGCAGUGGAAGCCUAUCCACCUAGUCGGCCCCGCAGGCAAGGUGUCCGGAAAUAACAAGGGCCUGCUUUUUCCUACCAACAGCCAGAAAAAGAUGCCAACUUUGGAGCAAAAACUGAGGCCAGAUGGGCUGAGUCGGGAAAUCCAGAGAGCACUGAAUUCUCCAGCAACGACUGAAAUGAGGCAUAAUCAACGUUUUUUGCAUCUUCCACAACAGCGAGUUAUUACUGGUACUACUGCUAGUGCGUCCACGUCGAGUUGUAGUAAGAAAGGAACUACUUCUACUACGAAUAGAACAUCUUCAAGCACUCGACGAGCAGAUGCGAGAGCUACCACGGCAAUAAAUCCCACGAAGGGCGUCAAUGUUAGUAGUCGAUCUGUUGAAACACCAGACCAACACCAAGAUCCGAAACACCAGGUGAAGAAUUUCAUGCAGGCUCCCGCCGUCGCUAGUUCUACGCCUCCUUCGUCUGACACUUCUUCACCUGUAAAACGAAUUCAAGCACAAGCUCUGCCACCUCCAUCAAGCGAACAGCCACAGCCUCAAGAUCUUCGUACACCCUCACAUCGUUCCACCACCAGUAGCAACAUCGUCAUGCACAACAGCAUGCACUCCCGUGAAUCGACCAAAGCUGCUCUGGCCGCUGUAGAAGAGGAGAACGACGCAUUGGAGGAGAGCAGACGAGAAGAGGUGGCUCUUGCACUGGAGGCACUGCAGCAAAAAGUUGCCAGGAGGUCGACACGAGGAUAA
This is a messenger RNA of Amoebophrya sp. A25, 3511 nucleotides long. The record is from the annotation of a GenBank genome assembly. NCBI's taxonomy places the organism in Eukaryota, Dinophyceae, Syndiniales, Amoebophryaceae.